Stegodyphus dumicola is the source of this 1364-nucleotide messenger RNA. RefSeq names its product pancreatic lipase-related protein 2-like. Lineage: Eukaryota; Metazoa; Arthropoda; Arachnida; Araneae; Eresidae. The record is from RefSeq and is a predicted model, not a curated record. Gene Ontology annotation, biological process: lipid catabolic process. Gene Ontology annotation, molecular function: lipase activity.
UCAAGGCACCAAAUGGAGCUAUUUAAAGGUUCGCGAGAUUUUUUACGUUCAUAAAGAGCAAAACUUCUUUUUUCUAGACGUUAUGCAGUUCGGAUACUUUUUGUGCUUAAUCUGUUUUUUCAGCAUUUUAAAUGGAAAAGUUCAAGGUGAUGAUCCCUUCAAUUCGAUGCUAUCAUUACGAUUUAAAUGUUUCAGCGAAGAACAGAAAGACUGCAAUGAAGAAUUCACAGAUGUCUAUAAAGAUCUCUCUCGGUCGGUCAGGAAUGAUACUAAGGCUGAUACUUACUUCUACCUCUUUACAAGGAGGAACUGGGACAAGCCAGAGUUGCUCCAUAAAUGUGGUGGCAAAUUACCAAGCAGUACAAACUUUGAUCCCAGUAAAACAUUUAUAAUUUUCCUCCCAGGGUUUUUGUCCGGUGUAUGUGACAAUGCAUUUCCAAGGGAAUAUAAGAAUGAAUUUCUGAAAAAAGGAGAUUACAACGUUUUAUUACCAGAUUAUUCUUGGGCUCAUGAGUUUGACUACUCCUCCGCUUUAGCAAAUAUACAGCUAAUUGCAAAGCAGAUAGUGACAGUUCUCCAGAAUAUUCAGGACCAAACUGGAAUUACUUACGAUAAAUUCUAUGUCAUAGGACACAGUUUCGGUGCACAACUUGCCGCUCGAAUAGGAGCCAUUUUCAAAGUGCACAGAAUUACAGGCUUGGAUCCUGCAAGACCAGGGUUUCCUGAAAGCCUCCCUUCUUCAGAAAGACUGGACCCGAGUGAUGCUGAAAUUGUAGAUGUUUGGCACUGCAAUGCUGGAGCAUGUCUUCCAAAUUUUGGACUGGAUUAUGAUGCUGGACAUGUGAACUUUUACGUAAACGGAGGAAGUAUACAAACACCAUGCUACACUUCUGCACUGCAAUCCUUACUAAAAGGGGAUUUAAAAAUUGGACUUGGAUCCCUAUUAAUUCCAACAGUAUGCUUUCACAUCCGAUGCUUGGAAUACUAUAAAGUUUCUAUUAACCCAGAGCACUGCCAGUUCGUAGGAGUACAGUGUAAUAACUAUGAGGAUUUUGUGAAUGGAAAGUGUAAGAGCUGUGGGAGAAGCGGGCAGAAAUGCGCUAUUAUGGGUUUUGAUUUUGAAGCAUUUUCGCCUGAACAAGCUUUAAGACGUAGAAAGAAAUUUAAAAAGUACUAUGUGGAAACAGAUGAUAUUUGCCCAUACUGCAAAACUGAUGCAGUUGAUCUUGAUGGAUUUAAGGACCUUUAUGAAUCUUCACUUGGAAGCAAUAAUGAAGAUUAAAAGAGAUAGGGUUUACAAAUGUAAUCUGGGAAAUAUUUCUCUGUAGUCUGCGAAACGGAAAUAAAACCUUUUUUUAAACGAA